AUGAACUCGAUUGCUUCUUCUGUUAGCAGAAGACCGGAUGUACUUGUUGCAGGUCUUGCAACAGCAGUGUAUCUACAAAGACAAACUACAAAUCCGGCUGAAAAGCGAGUUUUGUGCGAGGCCCCUGGAGCUUCAGCUGAUCCAUCAGAGCAAUGGAAGGCACCAACAAAGCCGCCAUCGUGGAUCCGCAAAGAAGUGUUGGCUCGCAUUGGAGUGCCUCUUCCUAUACCUCGAGUUUUGACGCCAGCCGACUCGGCGUUGAAGUUGCCAAAGUGGUGCAUUGCCAGACGAAACAAGGACGAAGAAAAAGUGAUUGCAUUAUUGAAUACAGCCCCUACACUGAAAGGAGACCCAGAGAAGAUACAGAAGCUGGGAGAACAGAUCUUUGAGGUAACCUACGGAAAAGGCGUCACUCCGCAAAUAAGAGAAGAUUUCCUCAUCAAAUAUGGAUGUACUGGAUGGACGGACGAGGUGCUCUCGACAAUUAUCGAUAAAUGUCAAACGCGCGGAAUUGUCGAGCUAGGAGCUGGGCACGGACAAUGGGCUAGAGCAUUAACGGAAGCAUAUGCUGAACGAAUUCAAACUACAGGAAAAGAAACGAAACGAAUUGAUUUUGUCCUUGCAUACGAUGAUAUGUCCAGCUUGCCUCUCAAUACUCACAUCUACAACCAGUACACUCAACCACAUCAUGAUCAUUUCGGGGAUGUCAAGAAACUUGAAAGCAGAACAGAUACGACUAAGGUUCUUAGGUCAUGGGCAUGUCGUGGGCGCGCCUUGCUACUCGUGUACCCCUCACCCGGUGACAUGGCCCUGUCUAUUGUCCAGGAAUACGUCAACGUUGGUCCAGAGAAUGAUACAAUCAUAUACAUAGGGGAAGGUCGUGGUGGAGCCAACGGAAGUGAAGUCUUCUUUGAUUACCUCGAAUCUGGAGCAUGGGUACUAUCAAAAGUCCUCAACGUGAAAUCACCACCAGGAAACAAAGGGUAUGAGAAAGUGUACAUACUACAAAGGCGAAAGAGUGAUAGAAUCUAG
Molecule: messenger RNA, 1032 nt
Organism: Cylindrotheca closterium
Lineage: Eukaryota; Bacillariophyta; Bacillariophyceae; Bacillariales; Bacillariaceae
Source: the annotation of a GenBank genome assembly